AGGCCUGACGCCGGGUAGCCGGAGCCGCCAGGUUGGGGGGUCCCCAGCCAGGCGGGCAGGUCCCCCACCCCACCCACCCCGGUUCCAGCGAUGAGCGGCUCUUUCGACAAGAAGCUCUCCAGCAUCCUCACCGACCUCUCGGGCUCGCUCAGCUGCCAUGCCGCCUCCAAGGACUCUCCCACCUUACCCGAGUCCUCCGUCACCGAUCUGGGCUACUACACCGGCCAGCAUGACUACUACUCGGGCCAGUCCUACAGCCAGCCCGUGAGCCACUACCCUUACCACCAGUUCAACCUCAAUGGCAUCGGCGCCGCCGGCACCUACUCGCCCAAAUCCGACUAUUCCUACAGCCCUUCCUACCGGCAGUACAGCCACUUCAGGGACCAGCAGCUCCCAGCCCAAGAAGCAGUGUCGGUGAAGGAGGAGCCGGAGCCGGAGGUGCGGAUGGUCAACGGGAAACCCAAGAAGAUCCGCAAGCCCCGCACCAUCUACUCCAGUUACCAGCUGGCGGCUCUGCAACGCCGCUUCCAGAAAGCCCAGUACCUGGCGCUGCCCGAACGGGCCGAACUGGCCGCCCAGCUGGGGCUCACCCAGACCCAGGUGAAGAUCUGGUUCCAGAACCGCCGCUCCAAGUUCAAGAAGCUCUACAAGAACGGCGAGGUGCCGCUGGAGCACAGCCCCAACAACAGCGACUCCAUGGCCUGCAACUCCCCCCCCUCCCCGGCCGUCUGGGACAGUAACUCGCACGGCAGCGCGACGGGCCGGACCCCGCUCCCGCAGCCGCUCCCCUACAGCUCUUCCCCCGGCUUUUUGGAGGAGCACAACCCCUGGUAUCACCCCCAGACCCUCAGCGGACCCCACGGACCCCACCAGCCGCCGCCGGCCACCACGAUGCAUCACACCUCCCCGGGGCCACCCCCCAACACCGGCGCCGUCUAUUAACAGCGAGAGAAAGGAACGAGAGACAGUGGCAGAACUCCUUUGCCUCCUUUUUUUUCCCCCCUACUUUUUGGUUUUUCUUCUUUUUUUUUUUUUAAAAAAAAAGGACACCCAUGUACACGCACCCCUAGAUAUACGCUUACAUAUCCUCUCCUCUCCGGGCUCAUCUCAGGAACAAGAGGACUGCAAAGGUUAAAUUCGGAAUCUCCCGGCCCAGGGCAGGCGAGGAAAAAGGUGGAGAAUUCUUCUUAUUGCAUUUUGUUUUUCUUUUUUCCAUCACCCCCUAAUAAAAACGGCCCCCGAGGAGCCACGUCCCGCCGGGGGGUCCCUCACCGGAGCUUUGCUUCUUGGGGCCACCCCCAUGAGCUGCUUUGGGGGGCGGCUGUGACACCCCCCCCCGAGUGCGGGUGGGCACCCAGGAAGGGUGCGAGGGGCACCCGCGUCCCGGUCGGGAUGGAGCCCGUGGGGACGAGGACAGACAGUGGGUGUCCAUCGCCGAUGCCGGAGGAGCGGGAUGUGCGUCGCGCUGGCGGCACCCGAAAUCCGGGGACUGGGAGCAGUUUGGGGGCCCACAGACACCCCACGGGAACAAAGCGGGACCCCCCCAGCGUGGCCGCUUCUGUGGCAGCUUCGCAGGAAUCGCCCGG
Molecule: messenger RNA, 1586 nt
Organism: Chroicocephalus ridibundus (black-headed gull)
Lineage: Eukaryota; Metazoa; Chordata; Aves; Charadriiformes; Laridae
Gene: DLX3
Product: distal-less homeobox 3
Exons: 3
Coding region: 91-942 (283 amino acids)
Biological process (GO): regulation of transcription by RNA polymerase II; embryo development; epithelial cell differentiation
Molecular function (GO): DNA-binding transcription factor activity, RNA polymerase II-specific; RNA polymerase II cis-regulatory region sequence-specific DNA binding
Source: RefSeq, a predicted model, not a curated record